UGGAUUAGUAUAUAGGCAUCUCAUGCUGUCCAUGGCAGAAUAUGUUGAAAUCAUAGUUUAUAACGAGCUGGCAUCAUAGCUCCGGCAUAGAACCCUAUCCGUGCUAUAACUCGGCACCAAUCAUUCGCUAUGGGCAACUGCGUUUCUUCAUAUUGGGGGAAGUGGGCGUUGUGUGUACGAGAUAGCGAGACUUCAACCCGAUCUUGGGCUUCCACAGACUUCAGUGUGAGGUCACUUUUAUCCCAGCCACUACCAGAGCAGCCAUCGACCGAGCCGUCAUCUCCCGAGCAGGGAACAGCGGAGCAGGCAGUGCUCGAAGAACCCCGAAAAGCAUUUCAUAAUCUCGAUACUCUUCCUGCAGAGCUAUUCGACAUGAUCGCCAGCUACCUUGACCGGGAUGGGCUCUAUAGCCUCUAUCUCGUCUCCCAAAGGGUGAGCAAACUGGCAUACCCGUCCAUUCUUGCUUCCUUACAUGCCAGGAAACACACGAGGCUCACGCCCAUAGAGAUCGAAAACAUCCACACUCUGGCGAUUGACCCCACUAUCAAUCACCUUCCCAGGUCGUUGCAUGUAACCGUGCCCUAUAUCGGGUACAGUGCUGCACGGAAGGUAAGUUGGGGGCGCCUAUCUUAUGACCGAAAGGCCCUUCAUGAGCUUCCGGAGAUGAAAGCAUUGAGGCAGGACUUGAAUCGGUUAGUCAACUGCAAAGAGUUUCAUUUCACACUCACCAGGGCAGGGUCGACUUUGCAGAACAAAGUCAUGUACAUCGAGGACGCUCUUUAUGCGGUCCUUGCUGAAAACACCAUCCCGGUCGAGAAACUCAUACUGGACAGCAGGGUUGUUAAGUCGCGGGCGAACGAGAAGUCAAUGAUGCACCCAAAUCUUGCAAGGGUGUGGAGGCGCCUGAAGUCGCUCAAGAUUACCGAGUCGCCCUCAUUGGAUUUCUCGAGAGGUACUGCUCUCUCCCACAUCCUUCAGCACGCCCCAGAACUUCGAAGCCUUUCCCUUCACAGUCUAGCUGAUACCCCUGCACGUCGCUCAACAAUAUUCAAGCUAGCCAGCUCCGCAAACAUACGAACUAACCGACUCGAGAAGCUGAGGCUUUCGUAUCUCACAGUUGAGCCGGAAGAUCUGAUCAUGUGGCUGACACGCUUCAAUAGUACCCUGAGGAUACUGGACCUUCAAUCCAUUGGCCUGGCGCACGGAAGCUGGGUAAAUGUAAUUCAGCACAUCCUCGACUCAUGUCCUAACUUGCAGAAAGUUGUUGUGGACUACCCGUGGGUUUCUGAUUGGAACCGGAGUGCCUGGGAUAAAUUUGAGUGCUCGGGGCCAGAUAUUCGAAUAAAGCUAGAGCAAUUCAAGCAGAGCGCCACCGAAGCCAAAAUUUAACUUGUCAAGGGCGACGUCCUGGCAAGUAUCCACUCGUUUGUGUA
Molecule: messenger RNA, 1433 nt
Organism: Aspergillus vadensis CBS 113365
Lineage: Eukaryota; Fungi; Ascomycota; Eurotiomycetes; Eurotiales; Aspergillaceae
Exons: 1
Coding region: 130-1389 (419 amino acids)
Molecular function (GO): protein binding
Source: RefSeq, a predicted model, not a curated record